GACCCCGAAGCUCGUGUCCCGAGCAGAAGGAUCGAGUGGUGUAGGGCCAGGCCCUUCGUUUUUAAUUUUCAUCACGCGGAAUAUUGUAUAAAAUGGGCACAUAAUAGUUAUCUACAAGAAUAGAAAAUCGUGCUCAAAUUAAACGCAGUAAGUUGCUUAAUUUAGCUGUUUUAUUAUAUUCUGUCAAUCAUGGCCAACCCAAAUCGUGAAAGUGUUAGUACUCGGUUUUCCGACAACUAUGAUCUGAAAGAAGAACUAGGAAAAGGGGCUUUUUCUAUAGUGAGGCGAGCAGUGCAAAAAUCAACUGGUUACGAAUUUGCUGCCAAAAUCAUCAAUACGAAAAAACUAUCGGCUAGAGAUUUUCAAAAACUGGAAAGAGAAGCAAGAAUUUGCCGAAAACUUCAACAUCCUAACAUCGUAAGAUUACACGAUUCUAUUCAAGAAGAACAUUUUCAUUACUUGGUAUUCGAUUUAGUAACCGGUGGUGAACUAUUUGAGGAUAUCGUGGCUCGCGAAUUUUAUUCCGAAGCAGAUGCUUCUCACUGUAUACAGCAAAUUUUAGAGUCGGUACAUCACUGCCAUCACAAUGGAGUUGUGCAUAGAGACUUAAAGCCAGAAAAUCUUCUAUUGGCCAGCAAAGCUAAAGGUGCUGCUGUAAAACUAGCCGAUUUCGGUUUGGCUAUAGAAGUUCAAGGUGACCAACAAGCAUGGUUUGGUUUUGCCGGCACUCCUGGUUAUUUAUCGCCAGAAGUUUUAAAGAAAGAGCCAUAUGGCAAACCAGUAGAUAUAUGGGCAUGCGGAGUGAUAUUAUAUAUUUUAUUGGUUGGAUAUCCUCCAUUUUGGGAUGAAGACCAACACCGAUUGUAUGGUCAAAUCAAAGCAGGAGCUUAUGAUUACCCUUCUCCUGAGUGGGAUACUGUCACGCCGGAAGCGAAAAGUCUAAUUAAUCAGAUGCUGACUGUUAAUCCUAGCAAACGAAUUACAGCUUCUGAAGCACUGAAACAUCCAUGGAUCUGCCACCGAGAACGCGUCGCGUCUGUAAUGCACAGACAAGAGACCGUUGACUGCUUGAAGAAGUUCAAUGCACGUCGCAAAUUGAAAGGUGCAAUUUUAACGACUAUGCUUGCAACGCGGAACUUUUCCGGAAAAUCGAUGGUGAACAAAAAAGGAGAUGGAUCGCAAGUAAAGGAAUCGACUGAUAGUAGUACCACUUUGGAGGAUGAUGACUUAGAUAAAGACAAGAAAGGUGUAGACAGAGCAUGCACUGUUAUCUCUAAAGAACAUGAUGAAGAAGGAUUAUCAAAAGCAGACUCUUUCGGUAAAGCUCGUGGCGACAGUAAUGCGUCUCUACGUAGAGCAGAAGUGAUCAAGAUUACAGAGGUACUAAUCGACGCCAUCAACAACGGUGACUACGAUACUUAUUCCAAAUUAUGUGACCCUAAUGUAACUGCAUUCGAUCCAGAUGCAUUAGGCAAUCUAGUGGAAGGUGUAGAGUUCCACAAAUUCUUCAUUGACAACACCCCAAGUCAUGUUAAGACUAACACGACAAUUUUAAAUCCUCGAGUACAUUUACUCGGAGAUGACGUUGCAGUAAUAGCAUAUGUGUGCGUGACACAAAGUGUGGAUGCAGAAGGUCGACGAGCUACACACCAAUCGCAAGAGACUCGUAUUUGGCACAAACGCCUCAACAAGUGGACGGCGAUACAUUUCCAUCGCUCCUAACUAGGCCCAUUUCAUAAUCAACCCUUAGCGCCAUUAGAUAGGGGUGCAGGUCUCGCAAAAGAUGUUGUAUGCAAUGGCGACAUCGAGGCGGAGGUAAUGUCAUUUUAAAGCCUUGAAGGUGUGGCAUAUGAAAGAAAACUUAUAUCCAGUUCAGCUAUGAAAUCUACACGAAUUUUAUUAGAAAAAUCUUUAUAAUCCCAAGAAGUUAAGUUAUUACGUCUAAUGAAAUGUUAUCUACUACCUACACCAAUCUUAGUACUUCUUUACUUAAUCAAUAUCUCGUUUUAAAGUAAGAAAUAAAAAAUGUGGCUAAAAUGUGAUACUUACAAUGAAGAUAUCCAUUGCUUUGUGCUAGUUAUAGUAGGGUACGAAAUUUUCACCUCAGCCACGAUCGAAUAUUGUCAACGAAUAUCGAGACAAAUUGAUACUGAUCAAAGAGAAAUCUCUAUAAUCAAUCAGAUCUGAUAUAUUGAAUAUACUUUUAAGAGUAAAAUCAGCAAAAAUUUCAAGGUUUAGAAUUAUUAGCACAUUUCUCAGUAAGUCUCUCUACAUUUUUAACUAUGAAUGUUUUGUCGUGCUUAAAAAUGGUGUUCUAUUUGUUAUCAAAUACCUAGCUAGUAAGGUUUAAGUAACUAAUAAAUCAUACAGUUAUUGGCACUAUAAAAUAUAUGUGAGAUGAUUUCUAGUGGGUCAUGAAUUUACCUUUUUAUGUAUGUACUUUUAGAAUUGUUGAUUUAGUAUUUUCUUCUUCAUUAAAAACUAUUAUAGAUAAUGCUGAAUUCAACUUUAUACAUUUUAAGUGGAUUAUAUCAAUUUUGUCAAUUUUAGAUUUUAAAGUGUUGUUACCAGCUUCUUGCUUUUUUAUCGACUAUAAGGGUAUUAGAGAUUUUAUUAAAAUUCAUUCAUUCAUAUUUAAAAGUUUAAACACAUAAUAUGAAAUCAGCUCGACUCGUCCUAAGAUCAUCACUUGGUAACUUCUAAGUUGGUAUAUUUUAAGUCUACUCUAAGAUACCUAUUCAAGGGAGCCCUUAGAUAGCUUAGUUAUUGUAAUUACCUAAUAAUAUAGUAUUGUGAUUGUUGCUCCUAGGUUGCAUUAUUGGUUUUGUACCUGAUUAUAAAGAUC
Molecule: messenger RNA, 2845 nt
Organism: Diatraea saccharalis (sugarcane borer)
Lineage: Eukaryota; Metazoa; Arthropoda; Insecta; Lepidoptera; Crambidae
Source: the annotation of a GenBank genome assembly